This is a messenger RNA of Exophiala oligosperma, 2757 nucleotides long. RefSeq lists its product as uncharacterized. The record is from RefSeq and is a predicted model, not a curated record. The coding region runs from base 98 to 2665 and encodes 855 amino acids. Gene Ontology annotation, cellular component: Sin3-type complex. Lineage: Eukaryota; Fungi; Ascomycota; Eurotiomycetes; Chaetothyriales; Herpotrichiellaceae. The transcript has a single exon.
CACCGGUUCAACCAGCCAUCACACAGCCAUAGACCAUGGCUCAUACGCAUGGAUGCAUCUUUGUUACUUUUCUACUUGAUGCCACCCUUAUAGAACCAUGAGCGGCCUAAAUUUUACCAACCCGAGUUUUUUAACUCCUUACCAUAGCCUUCACUCGUACAUGGGCUCGCCACAAGACAAGCCCUCCAGAUCGAGUCCUAAGGCUGACACAGAUACAUCGGUACAGGAUGGACAGGUCCUUUCCAGCCCAACGUCUAUCGCUUCUCGACAGAGUCGUCCAGGUCAAAGCCGGAAGAAGCGAAUGGUCUUUUCGGAUCCCAUUGCCUUCCGCUACUUGGAAGAGGAUCCUGCGACUGAUGCUAUCGAGCGCUGGAGGCGACUUGAAGGCUACGAACUAUACAUCGUAGAACAAUGGGUGUGCUCGAGAACGCACCCGACUUUCGUGAUCUGCACCUACACCGGCGACACGUCGCACUCUAUCCUGGUCAACGUUCUGGCAGUACCUAGCGACGAAAGUACCUGGUCACCUCGACUACAAGUCUACUUCCAAGCAGUAACUCAAUCUUAUGCCAAAGAAAAAGACACGCCCUUAGGGACUCUCAUGGUUACGAAUUUAAGCAGCUUUCCGGCGACCUUGACGGUAAUUCCUAUUCCAGAUGGCGAUGUCAGGAAACACAAGGACGACUUCAUUGUCAACGAAAACCUCAAGCGCAUGGGCUGCUCAGGAAGAGCCGGUAUCAACCUUCAGCCCCCUCAACCUAGUACUAUUGCCAAAUUUCACCACCUGUAUCGAACCAGCGAAAGCGUACCGCUGUAUCAAUCUGUCAUGGAAUUGGUCCGCGUCUGUCAAAUUGCGCUGGUCAUGUACGACAAAUUACAGCCCGCGUAUGCUGAUGGGCUACUGUGCGAUGUUACUGAGAAAGCAGUCAAUGAUUGGUGGACUGAUAUUGGCACUUAUUUCUACAAUGUCGGACCCAAUGAUGGCGUCCUUGGUCCAAGCAGUGUGGCAGCUCUUCUUGGUCUUCUCAUCGGCGCGUAUAAUCGUCUGAAAGCUUUUGGAUCCACAGUCGGCAAAGACGUUCUCGAUAUCUACCAGAUGAAACGUGCCAUAGGACAUUUUCAAAAAAGUCAUAAAAUGGAGAAGACACGACGUUUAGACCGCGAGACUCUGGAUCGACUACACCGAGCGACAGCGAAGAAUGCUGCCGGCGAAGGCUGGACCGUUCCAAAGGCCGUCAAAUCAACUGUGGCUGAGCUGAGUGGCAAAGGUGGCGAGAUGGUCAUGGGCAUUGUGGGAGCUCGUGAGAAGGUUGGUAUCUCCGAAGCAGAAACCCUUGACAUUGAGCGCUUUGCCCAAGUCGUCACUGGUCCAAAGUUGAAGUGGCUAUGGCAGGGCAAACCAAUAAAGUCUGGAGACUUUGUGGCUGCUGUUGACUCACUGAACGGCCGAGUAUUCAAGACCGAUGAUCAGGGCAACUUUCUUUGGACUGGGGAACACCAGGAUGCUGUAUUUGAAGGGGCGACUCUUGAGAGGAUCGAUACCGGCCUCACAAACCAGACAUCUGAUGGUCGAUCAAAUCGCAACCGCAUAAGGGAUGCCGUGGGCGGGCUGAAGACCCAUCGCUCUCAGUAUUCAAAGGACGGCGAAGAUGUCCAAGACUGGGCUGAUGCUGGCUACGCCAGAUCAUCCCGUCAUUUUCAUCGCGAUUACAACGGACGGCCUGUAUUGAGCUCAAGGCCAACCGGGCCACCAGCGUUCGAUAUGGCACUACUUGAAGCUGGAACAACAUCACCCAAGGAUAUGCGUGGGCAGCCUCUACAAGGCAUGGAUGCUACUCAAGAGAAACAGAUCCCGUCUCACCGGCAACAACUAAGACAAGCCCUGCCAGGAGAUUCUCCAAGAAGGAAGAAAGUCAAUGCUGAACUCGCUGAGCUACGCAACGAGUUCCAAUCUGACAUAUACAGAAACUUCUCAGCCGAGAUGCCGUACAGGGGCAUACAUAGUCGAGUGUUGCGAGGGUCGGCAAGCGCUGUCGCACUGACCAGCAGACUUGACGUUGACAGCCCUCGCACUAACAGGCUCAAUCGGCGCUUAUCGUUCAGCAUGCUGGAGAAUGCCGUCCUGAGAAUGCCAGUAAAUGUGGCUGAGGAGGGUAUUGUCAAGGGUCAAAUCGAAGGCGAUCUCACCAAUGCUCUUGCUGAGCGCGAUUCACUGGUGGCAGCUGCACAAAAGAAGGCACGACGAAUACAAACCAUUCAGCAAGCACUUAUACCGUAUACAGAGAGUAGAGUGGCCCAUGUGGAAGCACUUGACCACGCUGCCCAUCAGAAUCUAGAACACCUACACGAGCUGUACUACCAUCGCCUAGAUGAGUACCAGACCUUGCAAGCGACAUCUUCCGACCUUGUGUCUCAUGAAAAGGCAGGAUUGACUGAGAGUCUUAGGAGGAUUGAAAUGUUAGGUGCCAAGAUGGACUAUGAGCUCGACUCGUUGCAAUCUAGGUUACAGGAGGUUGAAGAUGGUGUGAACGACUUUGAGCGAAACGUUCUUGCCAUCGAAGAGAAAGUGAAGCAAUUGAUUGGCGAGGAGAACCAAGCUUCAGUCCCAUGGCUACAACGCAUGUUCAACUUCAUGGGCUCACGGAAAGUAUCCAAAUCUAGUUGACUGACAUGGUGGUUUGAAUGAAUUUAGCGAGGCGUUGGGAGGUUACAAAGGUCGGAACCAUAAAGAAUACGACAUAAUAUUGAUUCUCUUCA